CGUUUUAUUUCCAAUGCUUCACUGAACAUGAUCCAUUGUAAACAAUUGUGUAUUAAUUGUUAAAAUAUGACGUUUUUGCAGUUUUUCUAAAUUACGUGCAUUUAUUAGACGAGAUAUAAUCAUGUCUGAUUUAAAGAUAUGUCGAAUUUGCUUACGAAGCGGAGUUAAAGUUUACAAAUACGAUCAAUAUCAAUUGAAAUCUUAUUACGAGGAAGUUUUGGCUUUAAAGGUGUUUGAAGAAGAUCCUCUGCCUCGUUACUUCUGCUACGAAUGCUCAACGAUUCUGCACAAAUUCCACAAGUUCAAGGAAAAAUGCUACAGAGGUCACAAAUCACUCAAGGACUUACUUUGGAAAGGUCCCAUAACAUAUGAAUCAGUAUAUAAAAUAGAUAAAACAAACCUUGGAUCUAAUUUAUCUGUAAAAUGCACGACUGAUAGAAUUAAGAAUUACACAAUAGACAAUAUAAUAGAUGAUGAAUUUGAUGAGAAGGGAGAUAGUUUAGAUUUUGAUGUAUUUAUAGAAGAUUCAAAUGAAAACAGACCAACAACAGUAUUCAUAGAUGUUAAGGAAGAAUGUAUUAAUUUAAAGAAUGAAUUCAAAGAAAGAAGUAGAAGUAUAUCUGAGAAGCCAAACAGAAGAUUAGAUCCAGAAAGUUGGAAGAUCAAUAUUCUGUCAGAAGAAGAGGCUGUGAAGGAAUUUAGAUUAAGGUGUGAAGAUCCCAAAUAUUUGGGAGCAGCUUUUAAAUGUAAGGAGUGCUACAAAGGUUUCUCUAAAGAAGAUAUGUUGAAACGCCACAAGCAAUUGAGACAUAGUCAGGACUUGGGUAUAUUUGAGUGCAAGUUCUGUCGCAUGCGGUUCAAGUGGGAGUGCCACAGACGUAGACACAUCCGCCAGCACUACACCAAGUACGAGUGUCUCAGGUGCCGUCUUGUCUGCCCGCUGGAAAGCACAGCCAUACUGCAUGAGGAAUACCACAGCGGAGUCAAGAAAGAGUGUGUGCACUGCGGACAACAGUUUAGACACGCGUCCACGUACUACACGCACAUGCGCACGCACCGCAGCGAGUUCGUGUGCGCGGCGUGCGGCGCCUCCUUCGUCAGCCCCGCCGGCCUGCGCCAGCACCGCCGCCUCAAGCACGCCGCACAGGAGAGUCCCGAGGAGGAGGAGGAGGAGGAGGAGACGUUCUGCGCGCGCUGCGACAUGCGCUUCGACUCGCGCAAGGCCUACGAAGGACAUUUGUUCCACUCCGCGAUGCACGCGCACGACGUAGAAGAGGGCAAUGAAAGUCAUGACAGCGCCCACAAGAAAGUAUUGGGAAAGAAAAUGCAAGCCAAGAUCAGUAAAGGAUUAAAACGUAGAAAAAGCGAGGAGUUUGCGAUCAUUGCGGAGGGCAAGCGGCGCAGGAAGCUGAAGAGGAAGCGGAGGAAACCAACCACCUGCUAUCAGUGCGGCGCGCAGUUCGAGUCGCAGUCGGCGUGUCUGCGGCACCACCAGGCGCAGCACCCGCGCACCUCCUUCCACCCGCCAUAUCAGUGUGUAUAUUUGCAGACGCACACGGGGGAGAAGCCGUUCCUGUGCCCGCAGCCCGCAUGCGGGAAGCGCUUCACGCAGAGCAACAGCAUGAAGCUGCACUACCGCACCUCGCACCUGCACCAUCCCUAUCCCAAACGAUCAAGAACAAAGAAGAAGAUAGAAAUAAUAGACAAUAUAGAGAUAGAAGAUAGUUCAGAGGAAUCCGACGAUAGUCUGCCGGAAACUGACAUUGUAAACCCUCUGAUAGAAGUCAGUCUGGAACAAGUCAGUCCCAGUCCGGGACAUGUCAGCCCCAGUCCCGGACAAGGUAGCCCCAGUGUGAGGCAGGUGGAUGUCGAGUUGUGUCAGGAGACGGCGCUGGUCAGCAGCAGCCUGGAGCUGGUGCACGAACCUCUGCCCGAGAGACAUCCCGCUGAUGACACAAUACAUUAUUUAACAUUGUCUUAUUUCUGUGUUUUAUUUCUAAUUCCUUUUCCAUUUGUACUAAAGACAGCAAUAACUGGAUAA
Messenger RNA from Papilio polytes (common Mormon), 2041 nucleotides. Its product is annotated as RB-associated KRAB zinc finger protein-like. Gene Ontology annotation, molecular function: zinc ion binding. NCBI's taxonomy places the organism in Eukaryota, Metazoa, Arthropoda, Insecta, Lepidoptera, Papilionidae. Gene Ontology annotation, cellular component: nucleus. The coding region runs from base 122 to 2041 and encodes 639 amino acids. The transcript is spliced from 14 exons. The record is from RefSeq and is a predicted model, not a curated record.